AUGGACCAGAGUAUAAAUUCUAAAACAGUGAUAAGUCUCAACAGAUUGGAAACCAUUCAGAUCCAAUCUACCAGUGACAUCACAGGCACAAGAAUAAAUUCAUCAAAACCAUUGGCAGUAAUAUCAGGCAAUAAAUGCACCAACGUUCCCUGUGGGGUUCAUGCUUGUGAUCAUUUGGUGGAACAGAUGUAUCCAGUCCAUAGAUGGGGCUACACGUUCACAGUUGUCCCAUCAGCUUACCGGGAAAGUGGGGAUGUUGUCCGCGUUGUAGGCAGUACUGAUGACACAGCAGUCGACAUAACCGGUGUUUCGCGUUUAUUGCUUAACAGAUCCGAGUUCUUUGAAUUUAAGGUAUUGAAGGACGCUCCUGUUUAUGUCAAUGCCAGUAAACCGAUAAUGGUGCUGCAGUUUACGCAGAGCCAAGGAACAGAUGGUCUAGAAAGUGAUCCAUAUAUGAUGGUUGUGCCUGCGAUAGAACAAUUCUCAUCCAGUUACACCAUCGCUACUGCCAAUCUUCCUGACAAAGUUUACAAAAACUUCGUAAAUAUAGUCAUCAAAAACAGUUCUAAAGAAGGUCUUAGAGUUGAUGGAGCAGCUCUCGAUGGUGUUGCAUGGCUGGCCAUUCCCGGGACAGACUUUAUUGCUGUUCAGCUGAACAUCACUGCGGGCACACAUCGCAUAGAACAUAUGUCUCCAGUCCAAACUUUCUCUGUAUUCUCCUACGGGUUUGCCAAGUACGUUUCUUAUGGCUAUCCAGGAGGACUGAGACUGGCAAACCUGGACGUGACCAAAUGUGUACCGAAUACUGGUCAGCCGGCAGAUGGCGUUGAUAACGACUGUGACAUGAAAAUUGACGAAGAACUCUUUAAUGGUAUUGACGAUGACGACGAUGGUGUAAUUGAUGAGGAUUUGUCCUCCCUGCCGCCAGAGGUGGACUAUCCUAAAGAUACAGUCAUCGUGUCAGGCAGUGAGACAGUUACUCAUAACUUAACAAUUGAAACUGGUACCCCAAAUGCAACUGGCUCUGAGCGCUGUGUUGCCUAUCGCGAUAUUACCAUCAACUUCACAGAUUCGACCGAUGACAAUGGCUGUUGGAUGGACAUAAAGCGAACGUGGUUCGUUCAAGACGGGUGUGGGAACAUUGUACAGGCGACUCAGAACGUGUCCGUGUACAGCUCGUGGAAAGCCUUCCGGGCAGAUCCGUCAUUCAAUUGUACGGGUGUGCUGCAGAGAGUUGGCUGCAACGAGAGCACAGAAG
Lingula anatina is the source of this 1258-nucleotide messenger RNA. RefSeq lists its product as uncharacterized. NCBI's taxonomy places the organism in Eukaryota, Metazoa, Brachiopoda, Lingulata, Lingulida, Lingulidae. The record is from RefSeq and is a predicted model, not a curated record. Gene Ontology annotation, molecular function: calcium ion binding.